Molecule: messenger RNA, 603 nt
Organism: Choloepus didactylus (southern two-toed sloth)
Lineage: Eukaryota; Metazoa; Chordata; Mammalia; Pilosa; Megalonychidae
Product: olfactory receptor 7A10-like
Exons: 2
Coding region: 1-603 (200 amino acids)
Biological process (GO): G protein-coupled receptor signaling pathway
Cellular component (GO): membrane
Molecular function (GO): G protein-coupled receptor activity; olfactory receptor activity
Source: RefSeq, a predicted model, not a curated record
AUGUACCUGGUCACUUUCUUUGCGAACCUGCUCAUCAUCCUGGCCAUCAUCUCUGGCUCCCACCUCCACACACCUAUGUACUUCUUCCUCUCUAACCUGUCUUUUGCAGAUACCUGUUUCAUCUCCACCACUGUCCCGAAGAUGCUGGUGAACAUCCAGACAGAGAGCAAAAUCAUAACCUAUGAAAAAUGCCUCACCCAGAUGUAUUUUUUUAUGCUUUUUGGAGAAUUAGAAAAUUUCUUCUUAACUGUGAUGGCCUAUGACCGCUUUGUUGCCAUCUGUCACCCCCUGCACUACACAGUCAUCAUGAAUCCCCAGCUCUGUGGUCUCCUGCUGCUGGCAUCCUGGUUAUUAAUGUCCUUGUUUUAUGGUACAGGUAUUGGAGAACACCUUAGUUCUGCUGCUACCCAAAACUCAAGGGCAAGUGCAAUAGCAUCAGUGAUGUACAUGGUGGUCACUCCCACGCUGGACCCCUUUAUCUACAGUCUUAGAAACAAGGGCCUAAAGCAUGCCUUAAAAAACUCUUCAGCUGAGAGACAGUCUUUCUGUAAAAGGAUACUUUGUCUCAAGUUUACAAAUUGGUUCAUGAGUGACAGAGGUUAA